Toxoplasma gondii ME49 is the source of this 594-nucleotide messenger RNA. RefSeq names its product 60S ribosome subunit biogenesis protein NIP7, putative. The record is from RefSeq and is a predicted model, not a curated record. The transcript has 5 exons. Gene Ontology annotation, cellular component: preribosome, large subunit precursor; nucleus; nucleolus. Gene Ontology annotation, molecular function: RNA binding. NCBI's taxonomy places the organism in Eukaryota, Apicomplexa, Conoidasida, Eucoccidiorida, Sarcocystidae. Gene Ontology annotation, biological process: ribosomal large subunit biogenesis; ribosome assembly. Bases 1 to 546 code for a protein of 181 amino acids.
AUGCGGCAACUCACGGAGGAGGAGGUCAAACUCGUCUUCGAAAAACUUUCCAAGUUUGUCGGGACGAAUCUGAUGCAGAUCGUGGAUAAUCAAGAAGACCCUCAUGUCUUCCGACUUCACCAUGACCGCGUCUUCUACAUGAGCGAGAAAGUACUGAAGAUGGCGGGCUGCAUUCCACGGAAGAGUCUGCUUCUGGCCGGAGUGUGCAUCGGGAAAUUCACUAAGAGCCGGAAGUUCCGCCUGCAGGUGACCGCCCUGGAUCUGAUUGCGCGAUACGCCAAGUACCGGAUCUGGCUCAAGCCUGGCGGCGAGCAGUCGUACGUCUACGGCAACCACGUCAUUAAGCGCCACAUCGGGCGAAUCACGGCGGAUAUGCCACAAAAUGCCGGGGUGUGUAUUUGCUCUCUGAACAACGACCUGCCUCUCGGAUUUGGCGUGGCAGCGAAAGCGACACAAGACAUUCAUGCAGCAGACACAGAGGCCAUCGCCGUCUACCAUGUUGCAGAUAUAGGGGAGUAUCUUCGGGAAGAGGCUGACCUCGUGUAACGGGGAAUCCCCCAGAGUGCGAAACGCAUUGGCUCUAUUGAGAAAAGA